AUGGAUUCAGCUUCUAUAUCUGCUAAUGUUAACAACAUUCCUGUGCUUAAUGGCACAAACUUCAAGAAAUGGAAAAAACACGUUAUAAUUGUGCUCGGGUGCAUGGAUUUGGACUAUGCAUUAAGAGAGGAUCGCCUUGUAGAUCUUACUAGUGCCAACACUGCUAAGCAAAGGGAUACUAUGGAAAAAUGGGAGCUAUCCAAUCGCAUGAGUUUAAUGAUAAUGAAGCACUCAAUUCUAGAAGCUAUAAGGGGUGCAAUACCUAAGGAGUCUCGAGCCAAGACAUUCUUGGACCAGAUAGCAAACCGAUUCGCUGCAAAUGAAAAGGUCGAGACAAGCACUAUUCUUAAUAAGCUUGUCUCCAUGCGAUACAAAGGGAAAGAGAAUAUAAAGGAGUACAUAAUGGAAAUGUCCAAUCUUGUGGCUAGACUCAAGGCACUAAAGUUAGAGUUAUCAGAAAACAUACUUGUGUACUUGGACAGGAGAAUGUCAACUACAAUUACACAUGGACGAGAAGGAAUAGUUGUUAGGAGUGGUGAUGGCGACGAUGGUAGCAAGGAAAGUGGUAGGGGUGGAGAAGGUGGUGGGUACAGGGACAGGGAAGGUGGUGUGAGUGGGGGUGAAGGAGGUUGUGGUAGUGGCGACAAUUGUGGGGGUAGGGGUAGGGGUGGGGGUGGUGGUGGCGGCAAUUGUGAGGGUAGGGGUGGUGGUGGUGGCAGCGACGGCACCAUUGGUGAUCAUGGUUUCGGAAGUGGUGACUAUGUCAGUCGCGAUAUAAUAUGGUAA
Molecule: messenger RNA, 786 nt
Organism: Vitis riparia (riverbank grape)
Lineage: Eukaryota; Viridiplantae; Streptophyta; Magnoliopsida; Vitales; Vitaceae
Product: keratin, type I cytoskeletal 9-like
Exons: 3
Coding region: 1-786 (261 amino acids)
Source: RefSeq, a predicted model, not a curated record